This is a messenger RNA of Anthostomella pinea, 390 nucleotides long. The record is from the annotation of a GenBank genome assembly. NCBI's taxonomy places the organism in Eukaryota, Fungi, Ascomycota, Sordariomycetes, Xylariales, Xylariaceae.
AUGUCCGAAGGCUCCAAACUGUUCUUCACAGACUCUUACCAACCUAUUGCUCACGCGAUAGGCUUCUCUCCGGGACCGGCUGGAGAGAAUGGCUGCUUGUUGCUGGAUUCCCUCGAUGUGCCUUCCACGAGCAUCGAGUACCGCCCCCCUCAUCCACUUGGUAUAUAUGGGCUCGGGCUGGGGAUCCCUGACUACGCCGGUUAUGACCCGGUCUCCGCGGUUGAACCAAGUCUGGCCCAGCGAAGUACUGAGUCACAAGUGCGUCUGUUUGGUCGUGGUGUGAUGAAGCAGCUGAGCGAAGACGUGAGGGACGAGUUGUUUGUUGAAGCACUACGGCAAGGGAAAAUCAGACUAAUCCCACUGCUGGCGAACGAAGACGUCUACUCCUAG